CAUUCCUCGAGACUAGCAUUGUUUUCCUUCGCUUGCACUCCCCGCAUUUGAAGUUGAGUUAGAACUCGCUUUUUGAGCACUCGUCAUCGCCAUGUCUAAUACCGAUUUCGUCGGGAAAGCGAUAACCAUCGUCAAGAGGGCGAUCGAGGAGGACACGGCCGGGAAUUAUGAGGCCGCGUACACUCAGUAUUACUCCGCCCUGGAAUGUUUCAUGCUAGCUUUGAAAUGGGAGAAGAAUCCAAAGAUGAAGGAGAGCAUCCGUGCUAAAGCUGCCGAGUACAUGGAGCGAGCUGAGAAGCUCAAGACGCACCUUGAAGAGUCUAAAGGGAAGAAGAAGCCCAGUAAAGUUGGUGUGAACGGGAAGGAGAAUGGAGGAGGACAGAAAGGGAGGCAUGAGGACGCCAUUGACCCAGAGAACAAAAAGCUGAGAGGAGCACUUGCUGGAGCUAUUCUUACGGAGAAACCGAACAUCCGUUGGGAGGACGUCGCUGGUCUGGAAGGUGCUAAAGAAGCGCUGAAGGAAGCGGUUAUCUUACCCAUAAAGUUCCCCCAUCUGUUUACUGGGAAGAGGAAGCCUUGGAGGGGCAUUCUGCUUUACGGACCCCCCGGUACCGGUAAGAGUUACCUUGCAAAGGCUGUGGCGACGGAAGCGAAUAGCACUUUCUUCUCGGUUAGCAGUUCGGACUUGGUUUCUAAGUGGAUGGGUGAGAGUGAGAGGCUUGUGAAGCAACUGUUUGCGAUGGCGAGAGAAAACAAACCUUCGAUUAUCUUCAUUGACGAGGUCGAUGCCCUUUGCGGAACUAGAGGAGAGGGCGAGAGUGAAGCUAGUCGAAGGAUAAAAACCGAGAUGUUGGUUCAGAUGGACGGAGUAGGUCAUGAUACAUCAGGUGUGUUGGUACUCGGAGCAACGAAUAUCCCAUGGCAAUUGGAUUCUGCUAUCCGACGACGAUUCCAGCGAAGAAUACACAUCGCUGUUCCUGACCUUCCCGGCCGAGUCAAGAUGUUCGAACUUUCGGUAGGCUCAACGCCUUGCACUCUCACCCCUCAGGACUACAAAAGCCUCGGCCAGAUGUCAGAAGGCUACACCGGCAGUGAUAUCAACAUCGCCGUUCAAGACGCCCUCAUGCAACCAGUCCGGAAAAUCCAAACGGCGACCCACUACAGAAAGGUCAUAACACCAGAGCACGAGGAAAAGCUAACACCAUGUUCCCCCGGCGCCCCCGGCGCAAUGGAGAUGACAUGGGUAGACGUAGACCCCGACAAGCUCAUGGAGCCGCCCCUAGAGCUGAAGGACUUUGUAAAAGCCGUGAGAAUGAGCCGACCCACCGUCAGCAAGGAGGACAUCAAGAAGAGCGAUGAUUGGACAGCGGAGUUCGGAAGCGAAGCUUAAGUUAGAGAAUCAGAGAAUUACAACCGGUAGCCGCAGGAGAUUUUCGUUUCCAGUUUUUGCGGAUCUUUUUCUUCUUGGUCUUGUCGGAUGGCCUUGUCUCGUCUCGUCGUCGUGUAUAGCUUAUAUAUCGGGCUUCAUCGCAUGGGUUUUUUGCAAAAAAUUUCCCCUUUUCUUCACUUUGAAUGGAAGUUUGGUGGUUUGUUGGGGGGGGGGGUGGUUGGGAUGGUUGUGCCUUGGGGGGG
Messenger RNA from Tuber melanosporum (Perigord truffle), 1632 nucleotides. RefSeq lists its product as uncharacterized. Gene Ontology annotation, molecular function: ATP hydrolysis activity; ATP binding. The coding region runs from base 92 to 1390 and encodes 432 amino acids. The record is from RefSeq and is a predicted model, not a curated record. The transcript has 6 exons. Gene Ontology annotation, biological process: endosomal transport; vacuole organization. Lineage: Eukaryota; Fungi; Ascomycota; Pezizomycetes; Pezizales; Tuberaceae.